Messenger RNA from Osmia lignaria (orchard mason bee), 1366 nucleotides. The record is from RefSeq and is a predicted model, not a curated record. NCBI's taxonomy places the organism in Eukaryota, Metazoa, Arthropoda, Insecta, Hymenoptera, Megachilidae.
CAUAAGAUCGAUCGCGCGAACAAGUUAAUCUUCGACCGAAUUAAUUAAACGUUUAACGGAGUCGCGAUUUUUAAUCGAUGCGAAUUGACCGAUAAAAGAUUAAUGCUCGUGAUAGAAUUCUUUUUUCAAAUCGGUGCAUCGUAGACAGGAAAUCCGCGUAAAACAUUCUUUACAGGUAUCCACAUGGCAUUAGACGAUUCGAGGAACGUUAACACGAUAACGUUCGAUAAUUGUCUUACAGCGAACUAACGACUCUUUCAGCGAAUCCUGGCACUCGUCGAUCCGACGUCGAUACGGCCAAUUACGUCCAGUCGAGUAUCUCGAAGCGUACAUAAAACUCGCGAUAACCGGUGAUUCGAACAUCCGCGAUACGAACAUCGACCGCUGACACAUGCACACGGACGACGACCCCGUCGCAGAAUUCACGAACACUUAAUCACGUAGCGUGGAAAGCUCUUUAAAAAGAGAGGCACGAGAGCUUUCGUUGGAACGUUGGAAGUUGGUAUGGCGGUGGCCGACGAUCGACCGUAAGAAAUCUGGUGCAUUCUCAAAUCUGUCAGAAUAAUUCUCUUUUCGCGCGUCCACCAUCGGGUACCGCGUUCUUAUCACAUUACUACUUAGUCGAUGGGUUAGCUGGUUAAUUUCGAAGCAUGCCCGUAAGUGUUGAACGCAGCCAACCCAUUAACGAUAUUACUUAUCGCAACACACGACGUACGACACGUAACCGCACGCGUAAAUACGCCCGCGACCUCUCAUCGCACGUCCAUACAUCGAUCCUCCACCCUCAGUGCCGCCCACGGUACAGCAGUUCUCGUUCACGAAGCUACCCAUGAACGCCGGGGAGUUCGCAAACCUGCAGUGUAUCGCACCGACCGGUGACCUGCCUUUGAACAUACGUUGGAGCUAUCCCGGAGAAGAGAUGGGCGGUUCCUCCGGCGUACUUGCGAAGAAGGUCGCGGAUCGCGUUAGCAUGCUCAUGAUCUCAGUCAUCACCGCGAGACACGCGGGGGAGUACGUUUGCACCGCUGAAAACGCGGCUGGAACCGCGUCCCACUCGACCACGCUCACCGUCAAUGGUUCGGGACUAUCAUCCGUUCCUACACAAUUUUACACGCUCUCGUUUUUUUUACCUUUUUAUCUAUUAUUUCGUCUCGUUUCCUUUCGUUUAUGCACCAUCCUGGCAAACAGCACCGUAGAGAAAAUAAACCCAUAUUUGAUAUCCCGACCUCCUUGUAUCGAGAAUCCAACGUCGUACACCUUGACCACAACAUGGUUCUCCUAUGAGAUGUUGAACGUUACCAAAGAUGUAGAGGAUUUUUAACGAGUGUACGCAGCGAGAGAGAGUGAUUUGUAACGCGUGCGAUGA